Messenger RNA from Talaromyces rugulosus, 2217 nucleotides. RefSeq lists its product as uncharacterized. The coding region runs from base 1 to 2217 and encodes 738 amino acids. The record is from RefSeq and is a predicted model, not a curated record. Gene Ontology annotation, molecular function: protein binding. The transcript is spliced from 4 exons. NCBI's taxonomy places the organism in Eukaryota, Fungi, Ascomycota, Eurotiomycetes, Eurotiales, Trichocomaceae.
AUGGCAGGCUUCUCCGUUGCGGCUAAUGCCUUCUCCGUCGUCGGGCUCGCAGAUGUCGUCUUCCGCCUUGGUGUCGAUACAGCCGGUUUAUACUCACGCUAUUGCAAUGCUUCAAAUGAUAUCAAUUGCCUGGUAGACGAGAUACAGGCUUUUGUGGCAUCACUCGCUCAGAUUCGGGUUUACUUGGACGAAUAUCACCAGUCAACUUAUGCCCAGGGAGAUGGACAGACUCUUCCACCACAGUUUUCAAAGACGCUGUCCGACUGUGAGAAAGAACUUCGAAAUCUACAGGACCUUGCUGAAAAAAAUAAGAAUGAACUUCAUGAUGGGCUGGCCGUGCAAAUGAUGAAAAGUUGGAGGUGGGCGUCACAGCAUGAGCAUGUUUCGAAAUAUCGAAAGCGGAUCAGGCAUCACAAUAUAAACCUGCAAACAAUUUUGGUGCUUAUUGGAAGCAUGGAAGACAGUUUGACUGCAAAACAGGAAAAAGCCAAUGCUCUCGUUCACAAUCAGAGUGUUCUUAUAUCUCAGCUGAUGAAGCAAUCCGAGGAUCGCCAUGUGGAACUUCUACAACGGAUUCCCAACCUGACUCUGGAACAGAGUGAAGAAGAUGAUUUUAUCUUUCAAGGAGAGAACCUCGGAGCCAUCGUUUUACCGCUGUUGCUGAUAAAGUCGGAUUUGUUUAAGACAAUCCAAACUCUCCAAAAAGAGGGUAUUCUCCAUGUGUCCCGUUUGGAGGCGCAGUGGAUUCUACAGCAUUUUGACAAUCUGCUUGCUAGGGGUCAUGCAGCUGCUGCCAAUCAUUUGAAUGGAAGACUAGGGAAUGAUCAUACAAAAGCUACCUCUAGGUCAUUUGACUUGAAACAAAGAGAAUGUUCAUCAAAACAAGGGCAAGAGCAUAUAACUAUGAACACAAAAGUCUCUGCAUUCGAUCAAAUCGGUCGUAUCACUCAUACCUCGACAAACUGUACCCCUUCGGGUGUACUCAUCCUGCAAACCGGCUCUUCAGACAAACCGGUUAAGCGUCAUCAAAAUUUAACGAUCUCCCAAGUAUUCCGUUUAUCUUUCUAUCCAAAACCCGAGAUUUCGUUGGUCAGCAUUAGCAUGCUAAUGUCCAAUAAGUUUGGACGGAACAUGGAGCUCGAAAUCCCACGACUCAUCCAGACAUACAACACCAUCUCUUCCAAUUCGGAGACUAUGUAUGCUAUCAUGCAAGACGAUGUUAGAGGUCUAGAAAGCAUUUUCAAAGAUGGACGAGGAUCACCAAACGAUAUAUUUGAUAUUGGUUGGUCUCUUUGUGCAACCGCUGCCCAUUUUCAAAGUACUGCGACUUGUGAAUAUCUUAUUCGUGAAGGAGCCUGUAUUUCCUUGUUUAGCCCAUUUGGAAGAUGGAGCCUUAGUGUGCUGCAGUUAAUCUGGCAUAAUUUAAUAGACCAGGUCCUUGUCAACCCUUACUCCAUAGUGAAGGCUGCAAUAGAGAAAGCCCUGCAUUUAUCGAAUUUGGUCAUCAAACACGGAUGUGAUCCUAAUAUGGUGGAAGUGCCUCAUCAGGCAAAUAUGAUACACUCAUUUAUUAUUAACUAUUGUGCCACUAGCGAGAACCAGAAAAGGGCCGAGAACAAAAACCCCGAAAGUUACAACAGCGACCAGCUUUCCAUUAACGAGUUCCGCGAGAUCUUCUCACUUAUUGUUGGAAUGGGUUGUGAACUGGAAGGACGUGAAAAAUUAGGCCAUACUGCCUUGCACACAGCAUGCUACUUCGCGCAACUGAAUAUGAUAAGGGCAUUUGUCGAUAUAGGAGCUGAUACUAAUGCAGCUUCUAAUUGCGGUAACGGCGCUCUACAUUUUUUGUUGGCUGUGGGUGAGGGGAGGCAAGACAACGAGGACGACUUUUAUCGUGGACUUGUUAUCCUGCUUACCAAUAAAAGCGACCCUAAUCUCCUCAAUAACUAUGGAAUAAGUCCAUCAGAUUUGGUCGGCUGGAGUCCAAGACGGGAAAAGAGGUGGGCUAAAGCAGUUAUACACACAGGAUAUCACAGUUUACUAAUAAAGAACUUUAUCGACUGUGGACACGAGGAAAUGAUAGUGGUAAUAGUCUCCCCCGAGUUUGAGAUUUCAGAUGCCGACAGCAAACUUCCGGUCUCGAACAUGACAUUAGAUGAAUGGACAAAAACCCGUCGUGAACGUUUGGGAUGUCGAGAGUGUCGAGCAAACGAAUAA